CUGCAGCAGUGUGCAGUGAGAUAUAUGUAAUUUCUAGGCUGUUUACAUUUCUUGUUAUAUGUUGUUUUAAUUGAAUUUCCACUUUCCUAGAUGUUUCAUUUCUGCAUUUCUGCAUCUUUUUCUUAAUCCUUUUCUACAUAAAGUCCCAUAGGGCAGGUUAUGUGUUAAUGUAUAGGCAUAGAGAAAGCCAAGCCAAAGAGCAAACUGUAGGUCCACCCUACAUUGUUCCGAUUUGAAUAUUUUAAUCAAGUUCAUUGUCUGGUUUUCUGUUAAGACAUGGUCAGAGUACCAGCAACUCUAAUUGGGAAACAAUAACUUAAGAACAUAGCAAAAGAAUGAUCUAUGUUGGUUCAGUUUCUGCAUGCUUUAUAUAGAGAGAAAAAGCUUUCAGCUAUCAGUUUUAUCAAAGUUUCAGAGAGAGCGACAGAGAUUCAGAGAAAGAGAUAGAACUCCUAAGUUGUGCUUUUGACAAGCUUCUCAUCUAGAUUUUACAAGUGUGCUAUAUAAGGUGUAAUCUGCUCAAAGCCUCCAAUUGGUAAGUUAUUUCUUUCAGUAAUUUAAGUAUUAUGUAAUGCGAUAUACAUGUAACUCUGACAUACUUGCGAUGGAUCGUAUCCGUUAAUAGACAUAUCGACUGUUAUAAGAAAAUAGUUAUAUUUAUAAGUAUAUCUAAUUAACCUUUAAAGUAAUGUAGAUCAAUACGUAUUUCAUUUUGUUAUAGUAUUAAGAGUCCUUGGUAGUAUAGUAUUUGUAUGAAUAGUGAAGUUUAUUCUUUAGUGCUUUAGUGAUUAGUUUCAGUUGUUACACAUACAUUAUGAUUUAUUAUAUGUUUCUUUGUUUGUUUUUGCAAUAUUUUAUCUCAAUCUUGGUUCGUCUGGGAUGAUGAAAUAAAGCACCAUUUCACAUAAGCCAACGCCAUUUUUGUGAAUAUAUUUCUUUUGGAGCGUAUUGACUUUGAAACUCCGCAUUGGUUACCAAGGGUAAAGUGCGGCAGUCACAAUAAAAUACAAGUGCUUAAAGCAGUUCGUGACAGAACACCAGCAGUCCUGGCUUUUAGGAGAAACUGAGAGGGAAGAUGUCGGCUGUAGAAGAGUCUAACUUAGUAGAAGAGAUACGUGAAGAUAGAUCUCCUCGAAGUGAGAUAAGUGUUCACAGUAUGAAGAGUAGAACUAGCCAAGUGGCUAAGAGUCAUGCAAGUUCUCUUCAGUCAGUGAAGAGUGAGAGACUGUCCAUCAAGAAACAUGAAGCCUCUCUUAAGGUUAAGCAGUCAUUUGAAGAUGACCAUCUUAAACUGUUGCAGCAAGAAACAGAAGUCGAACAACUUUUUAGAAAGCGACGGAUAGCUCUUCAACAGCAACUAGAUAAGGAAGAAGCUACCUUUAAACGGCAACAGAAGGAGAUUGCAAUGAGAAAGGAUCGCCUAGCUAGACGCGAGCGUUUAGCUCAAUUGACUGCCAUAAAGCAAGUAUUAGAGGAAUUUGAAGAUGAAGAAUUGGGCGAAAGUGAUUCAGAGAUUUCAUUUAGAGGAAUGAGAAAGGAAGAGAAGAGUGAGAGGAUGCAGAGAUUCUUUGAUUCACAAGAAAAGAUCCACCCCCAUCAGUCAGAAAAGACAGGAGUUCAUCAGAAAACCGAGGCAGUAUCUGAUCUCAGUAACCCAUGGGUGCCAGCUGGGUUGGACAGUUUAGUAUCAUCGUUAGAAGCUUGUGUAGCCCAAAUCACCCGCAUUGCUAUUGGACAAAGUGAAGUAAGUAACCAGUUGGCAGCAACUAGCCAACUACCAAAUAUUGAUGUUCCAAUGUUUAGUGGUGAACCGAUGAAUUAUCUAUUGUGGAAGAAUGCAUUUGAUUGCAUGGUGGAUGCUAAGCCAAUCAGUGACUCUAAUAAAUUGAACUACUUGAACACCUACGUUUGUGGAAAAGCUAAAGAAAUUGUUGAACACUAUUUGUUAUUAGGAGAGGACGAUGGUUAUCAGAAGGCUCGUGCGGAAAUUGAUAGGAGGUUUGGCAACCCAAGUGCUCUCAGUGUUGCUUACACCAGAAAGCUCUGUUCGUGGCCACGUAUUGCAAGUAAAGAUGCAAGUGGAUUGAGAGACUUUUCCGACUUCUUGCAGAAGGUCUUGUCAGCCAAGACGAAGGUCAAGAAUCUAGGAAUCCUGGACUUUCCCCAAGAGAAUGCAAAGCUCGUAGCAAAGUUGCCAGAGUACUUGGAAGAUGAAUGGCGAGAGGAAAUUGAUAGAUGGCGCGAAACUAAUAGCCCCCAGAGUUAUCCAUCGUUCUCGUGUUUCGUUGGUUUUGUGAAGAAAGCAGCUGACAGAGCGAACAUUCCUGAGUUGGAACCUUUAAGGUUAAACCUAUCAAGGCGAUCUCCAAAUGGAAAUGCACGGAUCUUUUGCAUCUCUGGGCUGGAGGAUGAAAGCUCCAUAUGUCCUUUCUGUGAUGGAAGCCAUCACCUCGAAUCAUGUUCUAGUUUCUUGAUGAAAUCUAUUGAAGAGAGGAAAUUAUUCUUUUUGAAAAGAAAGUUGUGUUUUGGUUGCGCUCUUACAGAUCAACAUCAUGGUAAAGAAUGUAGAAACAAGAGAGUGUGUAGAAUCUGUGGAGGUAGACACCUUACAUGUCUACAUGAAGAUAGGUCAAAGAAGACAGAAGACCAGGGAAUUCCCAAUCAAGGAGCCAACAACACAAAAUGAACAUUUGAUUUGAUUUGAUGUAAUUCGUUGUUUUCCACUUUCUUAUCUCUUUCAAUCUCUUCUCUCCCUUUUCUUGUUUCCUUUCCAUUAUUAGUCUAAUCAUUUCGCUAGAGUUGUCAUUUCAGUUUUUCAUAUUUUCGAUCUUUCCUGCUUUUAUAGUUUUCUUGUUCACAUUCUAGUCUUUAUCUUCUUUCUAAUUUUAUAGCUCUCUUUACUUCCAGUUUUUCUGUACAUAUGCAUUAGUAAUUGAUUUGAUUUCUUUUGUUUGUUGAAUCUGCUGGCAUGCAUGCCGUUACAGUAUAUGAUUUUAUACUUAAUGCUUAAUGGCUAAUAUUUCUUAGUGUAUCCAAAGUAGUUUAAGAAGAUAUGUCUUAAUUUUGUUGUGCCUGACAGCAACGGGAUUGGAAUGUUAUGGUUCACAUUUUUUGUUAUUAAGUUCAAUAAUGAUAGGUGAUCAGUUAAAGUAUCUUACAUGUAUAUAUACGAUUUUGAGUUUAUUGGUUGAUUUUAGAUAUUCAGACAUAAUUGAUGUUGUGUGUGUUUAAGUUAAGUAACUGAUGGCAAUCAGUUAAAGGAGCCAUGUCACUGCAGCAGUGUGCAGUGAGAUAUAUGUAAUUUCUAGGCUGUUUACAUUUCUUGUUAUAUGUUGUUUUAAUUGAAUUUCCACUUUCCUAGAUGUUUCAUUUCUGCAUUUCUGCAUCUUUUUCUUAAUCCUUUUCUACAUAAAGUCCCAUAGGGCAGGUUAUGUGUUAAUGUAUAGGCAUAGAGAAAGCCAAGCCAAAGAGCAAACUGUAGGUCCACCCUACAUUGUUCCGAUUUGAAUAUCUUAAUCGAGUUCAUUGUCUGGUUUUCUGUUAAGACAUGGUCAGAGUACCAGCAACUCUAAUUGGGAAACAAUAACUUAAGAACAUAGCAAAAGAAUGAUCUAUGUUGGUUCAGUUUCUGCAUGCUUUAUAUAGAGAGAAAAAGCUUUCAGCUAUCAGUUUUAUCAAAGUUUCAGAGAGAGCGACAGAGAUUCAGAGAAAGAGAUAGAACUCCUAAGUUGUGCUUUUGACAAGCUUCUCAUCUAGAUUUUACAAGUGUGCUAUAUAAGGUGUAAUCUGCUUAAAGCCUCCAAUUGUAUUUUAUCUCAAUCUUGGUUCGUCUGGGAUGAUGAAAUAAAGCACCAUUUCACAUAAGCCAA
Messenger RNA from Lytechinus pictus (painted urchin), 3869 nucleotides. RefSeq lists its product as uncharacterized. The coding region runs from base 1076 to 2686 and encodes 536 amino acids. The transcript is spliced from 2 exons. The record is from RefSeq and is a predicted model, not a curated record. Lineage: Eukaryota; Metazoa; Echinodermata; Echinoidea; Temnopleuroida; Toxopneustidae.